Messenger RNA from Suillus subaureus, 351 nucleotides. RefSeq lists its product as uncharacterized. The transcript has a single exon. Lineage: Eukaryota; Fungi; Basidiomycota; Agaricomycetes; Boletales; Suillaceae. The record is from RefSeq and is a predicted model, not a curated record. Bases 15 to 263 code for a protein of 82 amino acids.
GAGGGAGGGUUGAAAUGGGAGAGGGCACUUCGUCGAGAGGGAGAGUUGAAAUGGGAGAGAGUACGUCGUCGAGAGGGAGAGUUGAAAUGGGAGAGGGCACUUCGUCGAGAGGGAGAGUUGAAAUAGGAGAGGGUACGUCUUCGAAAGGGAGAGUCGAAAUAGGAGAGGGUACGUCGUUGAGAGGGAGAGUUGAACUGGGAGAGGGUACAUCGUCGAGAAGGAGAGUUGAGAUGGGAGAGGGCACAUUAUCGAGGGAGACUUGAAGUAUGAGAGGCUACAUCGUCGAGAGAGAUAGUUGAAAUAUGAGGGGGUACAUUUUCGAGAGAAAUAGUUGAAGUGUGAGAGGUUACA